AUGGCGUUGGAGAUCGGCCUGGCCACAAAGCGCCGGGUGUCGAAGAAGAAGUCCGACCGUAGGAAUAGGCAUGAGCCCCAUGAUGAGCUUUUGGCGGAGCAAGCCAGGGCCGUUCUGGGUUGCUACCAUCUGGGCUCAACCGUUGCCAUGAAGACCCGUCGGCCGAAUCUGCUGCAAUUCAACGAUUGGAUGGAUGAGUGUGUGAAACAGUUAGAGCGAUCGCCACAUAGAACAGACCGGCAAUUGGCGGUUUGGUUCGAAUUACAACGAAUCACCGAUGAAGCGAUGUCUUCAUUCGGCUUGGACGACACGAGUGCCUCAUCCCCCUUGACCGAGUCGCGGGUCCAGGCUGUAUUGCGAUGGUUCGAUAAGCGGAUGGAUGCAUGGAGGAGGAGCACCCCGAAUGACAUGCUCACAGUGCCCAUGAUCCUCGAAUAUCGAUCCGCCGUCCUCGCCAUGUAUGAACUCGGCGUAGGGGAAGGCUACCGCGACCCGGACGCUUUUAAAAAGCGCUACUUCACGCUCCCCGCCCUCGAUGAAGACAGCCACCGGCCAUUGGACCCGCAGAUGAGUGCGAUCCGCAUCGACAUCAACGUGAAAUGGAUGAACGCGGCACAGGAACUGCUCGACGCAGUCCUGACCUGCAGUGUGGACACGAUGCGUAGAAUGCCGAACCUGACAUACACCCGAUUCGUUAUGGCCAUGACCUCCCUGCUUAAGAUCCAUUUCUCCGUACGCACGGGUGCCCUCGGCGAGGUGGUGACUCCGGAAACCGUGAAUGUCGGCUACUACCUCGACGCGAUGGCGGAUAAGUUGGGUGAGGCGAGCGGCGGCGGCAAAUACAAGAUCCCGAGUCGGUGGUACCAUGUGGUGGCUGUCAAGGGACGGGACUGGCACGAGCGGUUGGAGAAGCGGUAUACUGGAGGCGGCGCCGGUGAAGUUGGGUCGGGGAUGGUAUCAGCGAGUCCGUCCGCAGCCACGGAGCCGAUUCCCUCGUCAGGCCAUCUGCCGGGGUCACAGGACCAUCCAACACACCUGGACCCGGUCAAUCCGCCAGCAGUGGACUCAUUCUCAGUCCCUCCGGCUGUGUCGCAUAUGCCGCCUGGUAUCGACAGUAUGCGGAAUGAAUAUGUGGCGAUGAGCGGGGCCGGGAUGUGGCCCAUGGAUGGGGGUCAAGGCCAUGGCCACCCCCAAUUCUUCCCGUCCGUGCCUGGGGGAUAUCACCCAUCUCACCCCCAAGCAACGACCCUACCCCCUCAGUUCACAUAUGAUCCGCAAAGAAUGCCUCCACCGGGCGGAGGCCCCAUGCCGGGGACGGGCAUGGAGCUGGACGGUUGGCUUCCGGACGGGAGCAUCUUCGGCAUGCCUCCACUGCCGGAAUUCUGA
Molecule: messenger RNA, 1386 nt
Organism: Penicillium canariense
Lineage: Eukaryota; Fungi; Ascomycota; Eurotiomycetes; Eurotiales; Aspergillaceae
Exons: 3
Coding region: 1-1386 (461 amino acids)
Biological process (GO): regulation of DNA-templated transcription
Cellular component (GO): nucleus
Molecular function (GO): transcription cis-regulatory region binding; DNA-binding transcription factor activity, RNA polymerase II-specific
Source: RefSeq, a predicted model, not a curated record